CUUCACAAUUGAAUCCCUUUUGAGAAACUUGAGAAAAUGGCGACACCAUUGAUUCCAUUUUGUUCUGAAAAUGCGAAAUUUCUUUAUAAGGAAAGCUCCAAAUUCAGAGAUGAUUCAGCAAAAUUCUCCCGAAGAAGCAAAUUGGGGGAAGAAUCCUUAUCCUUCGUCAUCUUCUUCAACCGUCAAACUGCUGAUUCAGACGCCGCGUGGUGUGUCGCCAUUAUCGUUAUCGUUAUCUUCUUCACGUUUCCCAAUAACCCAUUUUUAUUAUUAUUAUUUUGCCUCGUUCUGUGGAUUACUGAGUUCUUUUUUUAUUAGCCGAUUCUAGAAUUUGGGGGGAAAUUUUGAGCUUCAAUUCCCAGCUUAUGUGUCUCUGAUUUCUUGGAGUUUUGCACGAAUUUAGUUGGGGUUGGUUCGUUUCGAGCAAUGGGUUUUGUUUGUCGGCGAUUUUAAUUUCUAGGUCUUCGAAGAUUGCGUCGGGUUGGUUGGUGGAUCGAUCUAUUUGGUGCUGCUUACGCGUUCAGGGUAAUCAAAUUUGGAUUUCUUGAGGGGGUUUCCUUUGGAUUUGGGGAUUGAUUCUUGCUUUAUAAGGUCAGAUUGAGGAGCUCAUUAAUUACCAUACAUAUGUUAUUCGGAUUUAUUACUGGAAUUCACAUUGUUCUUCUCAUUUGGCGAUCCUUCUUUUUGUCUACUGAUUCAUUUUGAAGAGCUGAAGAGUUGAGUAUACUGUUGAAUUUGAAGCAAUUUACAUGGUUUCUUCAUUCUUGAUCCAUCUGGGAUGAUCAAUCUUUGUUCCCAUUGAUUAAUAUGUUGCAUUGAAGUUUGCAGAGACCAAAUUUUCCUGUCAGUUGGCUUGUUAUAUCCAUAUACUUCCUUACCCUGUAACACACAAUCCAUUAUUUUUUGACUUUAAGCUCCGUUACUCUACAUCCUUAGAAAACUGUGUAGAUUUUUUUAGAAUUAUGGACAUUAGUAAUGAGGCCAGUGUUGGUUCCUUUUCUAUUGGGCCAUCGACCAUUGUUGGUCGAACAAUUGCUUUUAGAAUAUUGUUUUGCAAAUCAGUGUCCCAAUUGAGGCAACAAGUCUUCCGUAUUCUGCUAAAUAUCAUCUAUAGAUUUAGGGCCCUUGUACCACCCAUACUAUCAUGGAUGCAUCCUAGGAAUCCACAAGGGAUAUUGGCAAUGGUGACGAUUAUUGCCUUUUUGUUGAAACGAUACACUAAUGUCAAAGAGAGGGCCGAAUUGGCUUACCGGAGGAAAUUUUGGAGAAACAUGAUGAGAUCUGCCUUGACCUAUGAGGAGUGGGCUCAUGCUGCUAAAAUGCUUGACAAAGAAACCCCAAAAAUGAACGAGUCGAACCUCUAUGACGAAGAGUUGGUGAGGAACAAGCUUCAGGAGCUUCGCCACCGUCGCCAAGAGGGAUCUCUCAGAGAUAUAAUAUUUUGGAUGAGAGCUGAUCUCUUCCGAAAUCUUGGCAAUAUGUGCAACCCCGAGCUACACAAGGGUAGGCUUCAAAUUUCCAAACUCAUAAAGGAGUACAUAAAUGAGGUUUCAACUCAGUUGAGGUUGGUCUGUGACUCGGACUCGGAGGAACUGUUAUUGGAAGAGAAGCUCUCAUYCAUGCAUGAAACGAGGCAUGCAUUUGGAAGGACUGCGCUGCUCUUGAGCGGGGGUGCUUCGCUUGGAGCUUUUCAUGCAGGAGUGGUUAAAACUCUGGUAGAACAUAAACUUUUGCCCAGAAUAAUUGCUGGUUCUAGUGUAGGAUCCAUCAUGUGUGCUGUUGUUGCCACUAGGUCUUGGCCGGAACUACAAAGCUUUUUCGAUGAUUCUUGGCAUUCAUUACAGUUUUUCGACCAGAUGGGUGGCAUUUUUACUGUGGUAAGGAGGGUAAUGAUACAAGGUGCUGUUCACGAGAUUCGGCAAUUACAAAUUAUGUUAAGGCAGCUCACUAGCAACCUAACAUUUCAGGAAGCUUAUGACAUGACAGGUAGAAUCCUUGGGAUAACGGUUUGUUCCCCGAGGAAGCACGAGCCGCCUAGAUGUCUUAACUACUUAACAUCUCCUCAUGUUGUGAUAUGGAGUGCUGUAACGGCAUCUUGUGCAUUCCCUGGCCUUUUCGAGGCACAAGAACUAAUGGCCAAGAACAGAAGCGGAGAGAUUGUUCCCUAUCAUCCACCGUUUAAUCUGGAUCCUGAGGAGGGCUCAGGCUCAUCGGCACGUCGUUGGAGAGAUGGCAGCUUGGAGAUUGAUUUGCCGAUGAUUCAGUUGAAAGAAUUGUUCAAUGUUAACCAUUUCAUUGUCAGUCAGGCAAAUCCCCAUAUUGCACCAUUGUUGCGAAUGAAAGAAUUCUUCAGAGCUUUUGGGGGAAAUUUUGCUGCCAAGCUUGCUCAUCUCUUUGAAAUGGAGGUAAAGCAUAGAUGCAACCAGAUUUUAGAACUCGGUUUCCGGUUGGGAGGGAUUGCGAAACUUUUUGCUCAAGAUUGGGAAGGAGACGUCACAGUCGUCAUGCCUGCCACUCUUGCUCAGUACUCGAAAAUUAUUCAAAAUCCUACACAUUUGGAUCUUCAGAAGUCAGCGAACCAAGGUAGGAGGUGCACCUGGGAGAAGCUAUCAGCAAUAAAAGCCAACUGUGGCAUUGAGCUCGCAUUGGAUGAAUGUGUUGCAAUUCUCAACCAUAUGCGGAGGCUGAAACGGAGCGCUGAAAGGGCUGCUGCUGCCGCUGCCGCCUCACACAGCCCUUCGAUCCCAGUCAAGUUCAGUGCUUCAAGAAGAAUUCCCUCUUGGAACUGCAUUGCACGAGAAAACUCAACUGGUUCGCUCGAAGAGGAAUACCUCGCCGAUGUUGCUUCAACGCACCAUCAAGGUAUUGGUGGAUCGAUAGGUGCAGGAUCCUCUGGCAGGAUGUUUCGAACCCACCGUAACAUGUUUGAUGGUAGUGAUAGCGAAUCUGAGAAUAUCGAUUUGAAUACUUGGACUAGAUCUGGUGGGCCAUUGAUGAGAACAGCAUCAGCUAAUAAGUUCAUAGACUUUGUUCAAAAUUUGGAUCUUGAUGAUCUCAACAGAGGUUUGGUAGCUAAUUCCAGUGCACAUCAGUCAGUCGGUGGUAGUCAAAAUUCUCAAAGCCCCCGAACCAUGUCCGAGCGCAGUUCGGACAGCCCUGAUUUCGACAUGAGGGAUCUUAGUAAUCGAGUUUCUUCAAGCAUUCUUUUAACUGAAGGAGACUUUUUGCAGCCUGAAAGAAUACCAAACGGGAUUGUGUUCAACGUUGUAAAGAAGGAAAAUCUGACUUUGGCGAGUAGGAGCCAUGAUUCAGAAACUCAAAACAGCGAAGUCGAAUGCUUGCAAAUCGACUGUUCGGAAAAAGAUAUUGAUGCUAGCUCGGUAUCUGAUUGUGGUGGCAAUGAAGAAUAUGCCACACCACACGGCUGCUUUCAGGAACCAAUACCAUCUCCAAAAAGAAAUCCAGUCAAUAAUUCCGAGCAGCAAGAUGGUCGAGAUCAAGUAUUUAUGGAUACUUAACUUCGUUGAACACCUUGUAUGAUUUGUAGUUCUCCCCAUCAAUUGAAAUGCCAGGCAACAUCUCAUUCCAGGAAGAAUAAAUAUCGUCGCUCGAGCUCACUCGAUCGAGUUCUGAUAAUCACACUGAAAUACAGAAGUAGUUUAAGGAACAUGAUAGUUGAACUGUAAAUACACAAAAGUGUUAUAAGAACUGUUAUUGUCAUUCAUAUGAAAGCGUAGCUUCAUGUGCUCAAUAGCUCAAGUGAAGAAGCAACUGGACAGAAAGUAAUAAAAAGAUGGUUUCCUCUCAUGUUUCCUUUUCUUCAGAGGAAUUUGUGAGAGCUUGAGAAGUAACAAGUGAAUAAAUAUUUGCAUAACAAAGAGGUUGUGGA
Momordica charantia (bitter melon) is the source of this 3889-nucleotide messenger RNA. RefSeq names its product triacylglycerol lipase SDP1. The record is from RefSeq and is a predicted model, not a curated record. Lineage: Eukaryota; Viridiplantae; Streptophyta; Magnoliopsida; Cucurbitales; Cucurbitaceae. Gene Ontology annotation, molecular function: triacylglycerol lipase activity. Gene Ontology annotation, biological process: lipid metabolic process.